UGAAGGUAGAGUCACUGCGUUAACGCCAGACAGAGCAUAUCGGCAGCUGAAGUAAUAACUGCAACAUGGACACCAGCGGUAUCAUUCCCGACAUCAUCGAUGACAAGCCAAAGGCUCGUAUUACGAUCACCUAUCCGUCCGGUGCUCAGGUCGAUCUUGGCAAGGAAUUGACACCCACUCAAGUCAAGGAUCAGCCAACAGUUAGCUGGGAUGCCGAAGCUGGCGCCUCGUACACUCUGCUCAUGGUCGAUCCCGAUGCGCCCAGCCGCACGGAUCCCAAGAUGCGUGAGGUGCUCCACUGGGCCGUGAUCAAUAUUCCCGGCGAUAAGGUCGCCAAUGGCCAAGUGCUGGCCGAAUAUGUCGGCGCUGGUCCAUCCGAGGGCUCCGGCCUGCAUCGCUACGUUUUCCUAGUCUUCAAGCAGGGCGACAAAAUCACCAGCGACAAGUUCAUCAACAAGACUACAUUGGAGGGUCGCCUCAACGUCAAGAUCCGCGACUAUGUGGCCAAGUACAACUUUGGCGUGCCCGUCGCCGGCAACUUCUUCCAAGCGCAAUAUGAUGACUAUGUGCCCACCAUUCGUGCCCACAUCAAAUAAGCAGCCAGCAAAUAAAUAAAAUUAAAUUUUAUACAAAAAUUUAAAAA
Messenger RNA from Drosophila grimshawi, 643 nucleotides. RefSeq names its product protein D3. The coding region runs from base 66 to 596 and encodes 176 amino acids. The record is from RefSeq and is a predicted model, not a curated record. The transcript is spliced from 2 exons. Lineage: Eukaryota; Metazoa; Arthropoda; Insecta; Diptera; Drosophilidae.